AAUCCGGCCGCCGAGGCGGUCUCAGCGCUGAGAGUUGUUGGUUGCAGUGUUUGUCGACUGAGAGAGCUGCGGUUGCUGCCGAAAUGCCUGAGCCGGCCAAGUCCGCCCCCGCGCCCAAGAAGGGCUCCAAGAAGGCGGUGACCAAGACGCAGAAGAAGGGCGACAAGAAGCGCAAGAAGAGCCGCAAGGAGAGCUACUCCAUCUACGUGUACAAGGUGCUGAAGCAGGUGCACCCCGACACGGGCAUCUCGUCCAAGGCUAUGGGCAUCAUGAACUCCUUCGUCAACGACAUCUUCGAGCGCAUCGCGGGCGAGGCCUCGCGCCUGGCGCACUACAACAAGCGCUCCACCAUCACGUCGCGGGAGAUCCAGACGGCCGUGCGCCUGCUGCUGCCCGGCGAGCUGGCCAAGCACGCCGUCUCCGAGGGCACCAAGGCUGUCACCAAGUACACCAGCUCCAAGUAGGGCGCCUCGGACCGUCACUUCUAAC
Serinus canaria (Common canary) is the source of this 489-nucleotide messenger RNA. RefSeq names its product histone H2B 1/2/3/4/6. The record is from RefSeq and is a predicted model, not a curated record. The transcript has a single exon. Gene Ontology annotation, cellular component: nucleosome. The coding region runs from base 84 to 464 and encodes 126 amino acids. NCBI's taxonomy places the organism in Eukaryota, Metazoa, Chordata, Aves, Passeriformes, Fringillidae. Gene Ontology annotation, molecular function: protein heterodimerization activity; structural constituent of chromatin; DNA binding.